AGUUGGAGUUAGAGUUGGAGUGGGGAUUUAGAAAAAUGGAGUAGAGUUGGUCGGAGUUGGAGUUGCACAUAGCCGGAGUUGCCCAUCUCUGAUUCUAUGUUAUCUAGUAGAAGAAUUCUCUCUCUCUUUAGAUAUUUCGGAUUAUUUCAGUCAGAGACUUAUAGAUUAUGCAUCACGUUCAACUGAUCCAACUAUUACUAAUUAUUUAUUAGAAAAAAUAAACAAUAAUAAUAUGUUUAGGAAAAAAUAAAGAGAAAAACCAAAACUUUUAGAAGUUAUCAUUGAAAAAAGUCUAGACAAUAAAAAAAAAUCCUUGAUCAAAGAGAAAAAGAUGAUGAAGAAUAUUCAAUGAAUAUGGAUAAAAGUCUUUUACCUACUUUAUUUUGUAUGAUUUCAGCUCAAGAAGAUAUUAAAAUAAUGUCAAAUUUUCUUAGAGAAUUUCUUCAAUUAAAUAUACUCGAAUCUGUUGGAUUAUGAUUUUCGUUCUGCAGCACAUGUUGCUGCUGCUGAAGAUUGAAUUGAAACAAUUCAGUUUUUGUCUGAAUAAUGUCAAAUUUUUGUUUUUGAUAAAAUAAUGAAUAGAAAAGAUCGAUGGAAUUUAUCACCAUUAGAUUAAGCCUAUCCUAAUGAAUAUAUUAAUAUUUUGAACUUUUUUUAAUUAAAAAUUAAAUAAUCAAACAAAUUAAAUUUCAAAUACAAUAUUCAAUUAAAAACAAAUACAAUUAAAAAAUAAUGUUACUCUUCGUCUAUUAUAUAAAUCGAAGAAAAUAUUUCUUUUUUCUACUUUACCUUCAACUCGUGCAGUUGAAAGAAUUUACCGAUUAUUUUAUCGGCGCUAUUUUAUUGAAAUUAAACUUUACGCAGAUAAUCAUGGUCGGACUCCGAUGCAUUUUGCUGCAGCAAAAUGGACAUUUAAAUUUAAUACAUAUAUUUAUUCAACAUAGAUUUCAAGAUGAAAUACAAUUCGAUAAAAUUAUAGAUCAAUUAAUACAACUCAAAUUAUGAUUAAAAAACGAAUUUUCAACUCAAUUUCUUUCAUUUAUCACUUAAACAUUAAAAUAUUGACUAAAAAACUUUUUUUCAAACAAUAAAAUACAAUACGUGUAUAUUCAUUGUUAUAACCUAUCAUUUACUAACAAUGCAUUAAAUUUAAAAAAAAAAACAAACUCUUAACAAUAAUUGAUUUAUAAAAAAAUAAUAACUUUCUCACUCUAGCGAUCAGUCACAAAUUAUAUUACUCUCUAGUCUUUAUUCUAUUCUAUUAUUUCCCUCGAUGUUCGUUCAUCACUACCCUUAUCACCAUCGUUUCUUAUAUAUUCUUACUAUGGAGUUCAUUUCAACUCUACCCCUCCAAAUUUCUUCCUAUGCUCAAUCAAUUUUCAAAAAGAAGAUCUUCAUCGUAUCGGUCAACCUAUUAUUCAACAAUUACAACGUGUUCAAUACAAGCAACAUUAUGUUCAUCCGCCAUGUUCGCCUCAUUAUUUAUCAAAUCGUUCUUCUCCAUUUUCUCCAAUGGAAGAAAAUUCAACACAUAUCCCUCUACUUAUGAAUCUACAACAACAGUCGUUGAACGUACGUCCUUUGAUAGAUUUACCACAAGCCACCCCGAUCUCAGCUUCCACAUCUACUCCAAGACGUCCAGCAAGCGAUAGCUUCAAUAAUGGAGGUGAAAAACAUCAUCAUAUGUCGAAACGUAUUAGAAUUAACGGUCAAUCUUCACGCAAUCAAUAA
Molecule: messenger RNA, 1731 nt
Organism: Rotaria sp. Silwood2
Lineage: Eukaryota; Metazoa; Rotifera; Eurotatoria; Philodinida; Philodinidae
Source: the annotation of a GenBank genome assembly